Messenger RNA from Triticum dicoccoides, 1310 nucleotides. RefSeq names its product dof zinc finger protein DOF1.8-like. Gene Ontology annotation, biological process: regulation of DNA-templated transcription. Gene Ontology annotation, molecular function: DNA-binding transcription factor activity; DNA binding. Lineage: Eukaryota; Viridiplantae; Streptophyta; Magnoliopsida; Poales; Poaceae. The transcript has a single exon. The coding region runs from base 122 to 1072 and encodes 316 amino acids. The record is from RefSeq and is a predicted model, not a curated record.
UACACCUUCCUCCUCUCUCUCUCCUCUCGCAUCUGCAAGCUUCCAAAUCCUCUCACAUCACCGCAUUCCUACAUUCCCCCAGGUCUCCUGCUUGCUGAUCUCCUCCUCUCCGAUCGUCGCCAUGCUGUCUUCUCACUGCGAGAGCAUGCUGGCCUACGCCGCCGCCGCCGGACGGCGCGCGAUGCUGGUCGACCCCCGGCGGUACCGGCCGAACGUGGAGGUGGCGCCCAACUGCCCGCGCUGCGACUCGCCCAACACCAAGUUCUGCUACUACAACAACUACAGCCUCAGCCAGCCGCGCUACUUCUGCAAGGGCUGCCGCCGCUACUGGACCAAGGGCGGGUCCCUCCGCAACGUGCCCGUCGGCGGCGGCUGCCGCAAGAACCGGCGGGGCAAGCCGGUGCGGUCCAUGGCCGAGGCGGACACGGCCUCGCCGAACCACGGGGCAGUAGUGUUCUCUCACCGCUUCCACGGCCCGGUCCGGCCCGACCUGCUCCUGGAAGGCAUGGUUGGCAACCCGGCCGAGCUCGGCCAGCAGCCGGCGUCGGCCGAGGCCGACAAGCCCGCCGGAGCCGCCGACGGACCGACGAUUGAUCUGGCACUGCUCUACUCCAAGUUCUUGAGCCAUCAGCCUCUCGCCGAGCAGUGCGCCGUCGUGCCGGAAUCGGCCGACACCUCGAGUGGAUCAAGCACGGAGAUGAGCCCGCCGACCCUGUCCGGCCCGAGCCAACACGGGCCGGGCGAAAUCUGCGGGCCGGCGAGCAGUACGGAGCCCAGCGCGACGACGAUGCUCCAGUGCGCCGACGCGCGCGCGCAUGCGCUUGGCGAGUUCAACUUCAGCGUAGACCAGAGCUGCUACGACUCGCUCGGGCUGCCAACGGACGGCGGCGAUCUGACGAUGCUCCCGUCGGCGUGGGACCAGGAGGCCAAGUACGAGCCGUUCAGUUCGCUUCCGGAGGAGGACGCCAUGAGCCUCCACGAAGGCGUCCCCGCCAGCGACGACGUCUGGAGCAAGGUGCUGGGCUGCCAAGGGCUGGAGGCUGCUCUCGCUGCAGGCCUCGAUCGAUGCUAAGCUCAUUUUCAAGCUCGUUGAUUCGUGGCUGCCGCUGUUCUUGUGAUUGAUUUUGUGUCUUUCUUUUCCUCUCCCUAUUUUUACUCUUGUUCAGAAGUAACUUAUAUAUAUGGGGAUCGUGUUCAUGGUCGAGGAGUAUACAUGUGGGAUAAAAAGGGUGUACUGUAAUGAUAAUAUCGAUAUAUCUGUAUUGGCAAUAUACUUACUAUUAACAGCUGGUUUUUCCUGUUCUGAGCUA